GCCUUUCUUCUAGGCAACUGGAGGAGGGGAGGCAGGAUUGUGGUAGCAAACAGCCCCGGGAGGGAGAGGGAGACUGUCUGAAGGCAGCGCGGGAGCCGAAGCCCAGCCAUGGCGAACGCCAAGAGACAAAAAAAUGACACCAAGUCCUCAGAAAUCCACGUGGACAGCAAGAACAUACUACAGUGCAAAGAUGAGCAGCAAAACCUCACUGAAUCAGACGCCUUUGGUGAAAGAAUCAGACUGCUCUUUGAUCCAACUGUGGAAUACAAAAUGAAACACAAGAGAAGAGGACUUGCUUUGAUCUUCAAUCAUGAGAGAUUUUUCUGGCACUUAAUGUUGCCAGAUAGACGUGGUACUUGUGCUGACCGAGAUAAUCUGAACCGCAGCUUGACUCAACUUGGAUUUGAAGUGAAAUGUUUUGAUGACCUUAAAGCAGAAGAAGUGUUUCAGAACAUUUAUAAUGUGUCCAGAGAGCAGCAUGAAGAUGCAGAUUGCUUUAUGUGCAUUUUCCUGAGCCAUGGAGAAGAUAACCAUGUUUAUGCUUAUGAUGCUAAAAUACAGAUACAAAAGCUGACCAAUAUGUUCAGAGGUGAUAAAUGCCGUAGUCUGAUAGGGAAGCCAAAAAUAUUCAUAAUUCAGGCAUGCAGAGGAGAUAAGCAUGAUGAUCCGGUCUCUCCUGAUACGGUGGAUAGCGUUACAGAACGCUCACUCGUCAAUGAAACCGAAGUUGACGCUGCUGCAGUUUAUACUUUACCUGCUGGUGCUGAUUUCCUCAUGUGUUAUUCUGUGGCCGAAGGUUUCUAUUCCCAUCGGGAGACUCUAUAUGGUUCUUGGUAUAUUCAAGAUCUGUGUGAGAUGAUACAAAAACAUGGUGCUUCCCUGGAAUUCACAGAAUUACUGAUGCUUGUUAACAGGAAGGUAUCACAUCGCAGGGUAGAUGUAUGCAAAGAUAUUAAUGCUAUAGGGAAAAAACAGAUCCCUUGCUUUGCUUCAAUGUUAACUAAAAAACUGUACUUUUACCCCAAAUCAUAGUAGCACAGUGGAGUAAUUAUUAUUUUUGGCUACAUAGGUGGUAGGAAGCGGUGAGUGCUCUGCAGGAAUCAAAGCAAAAAAAAUACUGUUAAAAUAGAUCAAUUUUAUAUCCACUUAUCUAAAAUAUAAUCAAUGAGAGUUGAUUCUGAAUAGACAUAUAGAAUUGUACUGAUAAUUUAAAAGGUUUGUUUAGUUAGAAUAUAGUUUAUUAUUUUACAUUUAAACUGAGAUCAUCAGGAGAUGGUGAAUUAAAAUUGUUAGAUGAGCAGAUCUAUGAAAUAAAAAUCACAGCCAACAAUUGCAGGUUCUAAAUGGCACACAGAAAUACAAAUUCUACAUUAAAAAUUGAAAAAGAAAACUUCUGUGAAGUUUAACAACUCAGGCAGAAAUACUUUUAUAUAGCCUUUGAAAUUGUUAGUUAUUCUGCUAUCCUCAGGGAGUUUUAAAAAUAAGUUCAGGCUUGACAUUGGGAUAAUAAAGGAACAGUUAAUCAAAAGUUAGCUGUCUUUAGGUUUACAUUCCAUAAUGGAUGUUAUAAUGGAUAUUUUGUACUAAUGGCUAAAUUUUUAUACUUUUGUUUCAACAUAGUAAUUGUCUUGUGAGAAUCAUUUUCUUAAUCUGUACUGUGUAAAUUGUUCCCCUCCAAUUUAACAUUUUGGAAAAGUGAAUUAUGCGACCAAUUGUGACUCCUUCAGUUAUAGCAGCUCUUGCUAACUUGUGGAAUUACUGCAACUGAAACAUCUGCAUUAUUUUCCAUGCAAACCAGCUUUAUUGUUAUUAUUUGAGAAAGGUUAAUUUGUGCCUGUGAAACCUGUUUUCAUAAACCUUUCAGGUGCUAUGCGUGCUACAUAUGUAACUCAUUACAGCAUUGGAAUAUUUUGUGCAAGUGUGAAAGGAACAUUUUCUUAACAUCCUAAAUAGAACACUCAGAAGACAUCCAAAACUAGUAUCUGUUUUUAUUUAGCUCAUUAUGAAAAUAACAUUCAAAUAUAGGAAUCCCAGAAUAAAACCAUCCUUUAAAAACA
This is a messenger RNA of Pantherophis guttatus, 2057 nucleotides long. It is a transcript of the gene CASP6, whose product is annotated as caspase 6. Gene Ontology annotation, molecular function: cysteine-type endopeptidase activity. Gene Ontology annotation, biological process: proteolysis; positive regulation of neuron apoptotic process; apoptotic process. Gene Ontology annotation, cellular component: cytoplasm. Lineage: Eukaryota; Metazoa; Chordata; Lepidosauria; Squamata; Colubridae. The record is from RefSeq and is a predicted model, not a curated record.